This is a messenger RNA of Beauveria bassiana ARSEF 2860, 1050 nucleotides long. Its product is annotated as subtilisin-like protease PR1F. NCBI's taxonomy places the organism in Eukaryota, Fungi, Ascomycota, Sordariomycetes, Hypocreales, Cordycipitaceae. Gene Ontology annotation, molecular function: serine-type endopeptidase activity. The coding region runs from base 1 to 1050 and encodes 349 amino acids. Gene Ontology annotation, biological process: proteolysis. The transcript has a single exon. The record is from RefSeq and is a predicted model, not a curated record.
AUGAAAUCCUCAGUGCUGCUCGCUAUGCUUUUGGGGCUGGCUUCGGCCGAUCCUACGCCAGCGGCCGAGCCACAAAUCCAGCUCAAGGCGCCUUGGAAUCUCCGGACCAUCUCUCAUCGGGAGAAACCCAGGUUUGCCUCUGUUAAUGUGCUUCGCAACUUCAAGUACUACUAUCAAUCGUGGACCAGCGGCGACACAUACUACGCGUAUGUUAUCGACUCGGGGGUCCGCAUCUCACACAAGGAGUUUGAGGGUCGUGCUGAGAAUCUUUGGACAGCGUACAAGACCAGCGAAGGCAAGAACGACUUUGAAGACAAGAACGGCCAUGGCACCCAUGUUGCUGGGAUCGUUGCUGCCAAGACGUAUGGCGUGGCCAAGACUGCCAAGGUGAUCGCCGUCAGAGUCCUCGACGAGAAAGGAGGGGGGACGACGGCGGCAAUACUCAAGGGCAUGGAGCAGGCCAUCGCCGACAUUGCCAGGAAGGAUCGACACAACCAUGCCGUCAUCAACAUGUCGAUCGGGAUGCCAUGCUCCACUGCCAUAAAUACCGUCAUUGACAGGGCGUAUUCUCGCCGUGAUGACAGCCAAAGAAACCCGGCCGGCAUUCUCUUCAUUGUUUGCUCCGGCAACGAAGCCAUCAAUGCCAGGGAUUGCUCGCCAGCCUCAGCCCGUCAGGCCAUAACCGUUGGGGCAGUCAAUCCUAAGUGGAACGUCGUGAGCUGGUCCAACUUUGGAAGCACUGUCGAUAUUCUAGCUCCCGGGAUCGAUAUCGUUUCGCUUUCGAAUAAGAGCGACACUGAAACCGCAACCAAGUCGGGUACUUCAAUGGCCACACCCCAUGUCGCCGCCUUGGCUUUGAACGCAAUGGCCGUCUUCUCCAAGAUCAGCACUCAAGUCCGUUGGUUCCUGGCGGAAGAGACUGCCACCAAGGAUAAGAUUCAGGGGGACCUUGGUGGUGCACCUAAUCGACUCGUCAACAACAACAACAGCAAGCAGGACAGUUGCAAGCCCAAGGAGCCCAAGAACGAGAAGGAGGACGAUGAGUGUUAG